This is a messenger RNA of Nylanderia fulva, 1557 nucleotides long. Its product is annotated as mevalonate kinase-like. Gene Ontology annotation, biological process: isopentenyl diphosphate biosynthetic process, mevalonate pathway; cholesterol biosynthetic process; isoprenoid biosynthetic process. NCBI's taxonomy places the organism in Eukaryota, Metazoa, Arthropoda, Insecta, Hymenoptera, Formicidae. Gene Ontology annotation, molecular function: ATP binding; mevalonate kinase activity. Gene Ontology annotation, cellular component: cytoplasm; cytosol. The record is from RefSeq and is a predicted model, not a curated record.
AGAGAUAAAUAGUUAAAAAGAUAUAUGAGCAGUGUAAUAAAAAAAGCAGAGACUUUAAUCUACGAGAAAUAAGCGCAUUUAACAAGAAUUAAAAAGGAUAUAACGAGAAGAAGCGACAAAUAUAAUCUUUGCUCACAUUGCGAAAAUAUGCUUAUCAUAUAUGAAUUUUAAUAAAUGUGUUUCUAAAGAGCUACGCAAAUUUAAUUAUCAACUCUGUACUAUUCAACCUUCAUCACUUUUGAGAAGAAGAGACAUUUUUAUAAAGAUGGAAAGAGAAUUGAUUAAUUUUAAAAUUUCUGCACCGGGCAGAAUCGUCUUAUCCGGAGAGCAUUUGGCGAUGUAUGAACGACAUUUUGUUGUGGCCGGUUUAGAUCUUCGUACCAAACUUGAGUUUUGUGAACUACCUGAGACAGAAAGAAUUAUUAGGAUAGAAUUCUCUCGUGUCGACCUACAGUGCGCUAUACCUUUGGCAAUAGUUGAAUCCUAUUUUUUUCAUCCAACUGUUUCAACUAUUAAGACAAAUCCAGUCGAGUUUCUUAAAUACGUGAAAUUCUUUAUCGACCAGGCUCGCAUGUGGAAUACAUGCGAACAGAGAUUUAGCUUGCAAAUAUUUUUUUACUUGCUUUGUUUUAUGACCAACAAUCUCGAGAGAAGACCUUUUCACGUGCGUGUGUCCACUGAAAUUCCUUUCGGCUCUGGUCUUGGAAGUUCGACAUCGUUCGCUGGAUGUUUGGCAGCGUGUUUUCUUCAUUGGGAGCGUCGACAGAAAAGUUAUCAUAUUGCAUUUAAUAACUGGGAAUUAGAUGAAAUUGAACAAUACGCUAAAUCCUGCGAAAAUGUUAUGCAAGACAAUAUAAUCGCAUCGAUCGAUGCUAAAAUUUGCCUACGCGGCGGAAUAAAAAAAUGUCGACGUACGAAUUAUCAAAGUCAUUUUACGGAGACCAUCGAUUUCGUAUCAGGACUAAGGAUUUUAUUGAUUAAUACAAAUAUUUCCCAAAAUAAAGAACAACGAGCGCAACAAAUGGUUAAUCUGCGAUGUAAAAAUCUGAUCGAUUUCUUUUCUUUAUUAUAUAUAUUAGACGCAAUCGCAAAAAAUAUAUGGGAUAAGCUUAACGUUAUUCGUAAUAAUUCCGUAGAUAGCCCAUCUUGUCAGGAUCUUUACCGUCAGUUAGAGAACGAGAUUAGGAGAAAUCAACUAUUAUUGAAAUAUAAUAAUUUGUCGGAUCCGAAAGUUGAUGAAGUUUGUUCGUUUGCAAAAAAUUUUAAAUUGAACGGAAAGCUUACAGGUUUUCAAGGCGGAUAUGUAUACAUUCUGCUACCUCCAAUGCUUACAGAUGAAAAAAUCGAAUAUAUUAAGGCACAAUUCUUAGAACAAUAUCCCAAUUGCAUAUCUACCACCUUUGAUUAUGAUGGAGUGAGAAUUGAUCAGUAAUUCUAUUCUAAAAACAUAGCGACGUUAUAUAUAUAAAUGAUUAAAUAAUGACUCACUAAACGUAAAAACUAGGACAAAAUUUUUAAUUUAAUAACUGUAGUAUUUUAAGGGAAAUAAGACCAACG